CGGAACUACAAGGUAGAUAUCUAACACACUACGUAUAUAUCCCUGAAUCUACCGUCAUCAUGCUUCUCGACGAGAAUCCCGCUGGUCUCAUCAACCACACCAUCGGUAACUUCAACAUCCACCCCGAUAAACAAGCCGUCACCCGCAUCAAUGACUCGCUCGCCGCACUACAACAAUCGCGCGAAUUGCGUACACGCGAAGCCGAAUCGGCCCUGCGCAAGCUCUCGCGGCACCUGUCCGCGCUGACGGCCCAGCAUGAGGAGGCCGUGGCGGCGCAUGACUCUGGCAAGCACGCGGCGGAGAUGGUCGAGCUGGACACGAAGAAAUUCCGUAUUGCCAAGUCGGCUACCGAGCUGGAGAUUGAAAGCGAGCGCUUAGAAGGCGAGCUGGAGAUGCUGAAGGAGCGACUGGCCGAUCUGGAGGCGCAGGGGUUGGAGGGCGAUGAACCGACGCGCCGCGAGCGCGAGAUGGAUGAUGCGACGCUGCUGCGAUUGAAAAUCUACCGGUCCUUGGGCGUGGAUAUCGAGGCGGACGAUGCAGGCAACUUCACCAAGGCGGUGAUCCGCAAUAGUCGCAAGGGCGAUGUGCAUGUGGUGAACAUUGACCCGAAGUUCUCGCGGUUCUUCUAUUCGAACUACUUCUGGUCGACGAUGCAGGGGUAGAUGUGUUUGAUGAGAUGGAUGGUUCGGAUGGCGUUUACGGAUAUACCCUGGCUUGAUAUGACAAUACUAUACUAUUAUUACAUUCUAUACGAUUUGCUCUAUAUUGAAG
Molecule: messenger RNA, 771 nt
Organism: Aspergillus welwitschiae
Lineage: Eukaryota; Fungi; Ascomycota; Eurotiomycetes; Eurotiales; Aspergillaceae
Product: kinetochore Spc24 family protein
Exons: 3
Coding region: 60-662 (200 amino acids)
Source: RefSeq, a predicted model, not a curated record